AAGCGCAUCAUCGAGUAGUUAACCCUCGAAAGGACCAACGUGAACAGCAUGGAUUUCAUUCAACUAUUGCGCAGAUGUAGAGUCGUAGGGACCGAGUGGGGGUUUCAAAUGUUCGAAUUCUACCUGGUAGCCAUCGCUACCCCACAAUGAAAGGCCAAGGCCUCACCUCCGAGAACUCCGCAACUUGACACUCCACACACCACAACACCCCAACCCUCGAUGGAGAUCAAGAACCCACGGCGCAUUCUUGCUGUAGGAGCGCCGGACUCAAGUGUCCUACACUUACUCAAAGAGCUCACGGGUUCCGCUCCAGAACCAACAUCAGAUACAACCGCCGGCCUCACGCACGACUGGCUCCUCGAAACAAAAUACUACACUGCCACGCUCCCAAUCUGGGUCGACGAGAUCUCCAACAUCACCGAAUGGCGCACCGAGUUCACCAAACCUGAAGCUCGCGAAGUCGUCACCGUACUCGGGGCCUGGAUAUACUGUUUCAAGAAGCCUGUUGAACAAAAGGAUGUGGAUACGAUAAAAGAGACCAUGCGGGCGGUUGCCGAUGCAAUAGAACGUGCGUGCGGCUUUGGUGGCGACAUGGUGUGCGUUGCGGUUGCAAUGCCGCAGUCCAUAACACCGUACCUCGAGAAGACAGUGGAAGAGUGGGAUGACACAUGCAUGGAUUAUGGAUUCGAGUACGUCGACUUUGAGGCCAAGGGCAAGAAUGAGUUUGGUGAGGCGAUCGGAGUACAGAGAGUCAGAGAAGCGCUGGAGGCUUGUGACUGGGAGAGUGGUGCCGACUUGGACUUUGGCGAGGAUGAUGAGGGGUUUGAGGGGAGCUUUGCAGCAGAAGAGGCGGAAAUGAAUAUGGAGUUGUUUGGGAUGAAGGGUGCGUUGCAUGGAGAGGACGCUGAGGGGAAAGAGGGCGAGGAUUUGGAGGUGGAGGAAUUAGAGAUCAUGAUGCGGAAAAUGGUUGCUAUCAAAGAAAUGGGCGAAGGUAUGGAAGAAGCAGAGCGGAAACGCUUCGCUGCCAAGGCAGUCAACGACCUGCUGAAGGACCUGUGAUCGCGCCACACCUCUGAGGCUA
Cucurbitaria berberidis CBS 394.84 is the source of this 1081-nucleotide messenger RNA. RefSeq lists its product as uncharacterized. Lineage: Eukaryota; Fungi; Ascomycota; Dothideomycetes; Pleosporales; Cucurbitariaceae. Gene Ontology annotation, molecular function: protein-macromolecule adaptor activity. The transcript is spliced from 3 exons. The coding region runs from base 220 to 1059 and encodes 279 amino acids. The record is from RefSeq and is a predicted model, not a curated record. Gene Ontology annotation, biological process: vesicle-mediated transport.